Molecule: messenger RNA, 11356 nt
Organism: Chlorocebus sabaeus (green monkey)
Lineage: Eukaryota; Metazoa; Chordata; Mammalia; Primates; Cercopithecidae
Gene: ALPK3
Product: alpha kinase 3
Biological process (GO): protein phosphorylation; cardiac muscle cell development
Cellular component (GO): nucleus
Molecular function (GO): protein serine/threonine kinase activity; ATP binding
Source: RefSeq, a predicted model, not a curated record
GCUGAGAUCUCGACACUGCACUCCAGCCUGGGCAACAGAGCGAGACUCCGUCUCAAAAAAAGAAAAAAAUGUUUUAGAGAAGAACUUUAUUGGCACAGCCAGGGUCUAUAGUCAGGGAGAUGGGGUACCGUAAAUAGCCUGGCUUGAGUUUGACGCCAGUCAACUGAGGCCAGGAGUGGGAUCAUGUGGGAACAAGGUAGUUGCCAUUGGAACCACCCAGAGUAAGGGAAAGCCAUUUCCAAAAGUAGUGGGGAUGAGUACAGCUUCGAAAACAGAGGGGUUGGACUCCUUUGCUCCCACUUUCUAACAAUUACAGUCAUUUAGCUUCAGGUACUUUCUGGAUGCUCUCAGGAAAAGAGCAGAAAGAAGGAUGGAUAAAAAGUGUGUGGGCACUUUCAAUAUUUAGACCAGGUUUCGGAAGGGCUUGGCACUAGUUCUUCGAAAUUGUUGCAUGAUUUGAUUAUUUUUCUGGGCAUCAGGACUCAGCCCAUUUCCCCCUCUGGUGCUGAGAAAUGGAGGCCAAAGGAGUGAAGGAAGUUCAAUUAUUCUAGACGCAUUAAUUGAGCCCCUAAUCUAUGCUAGAUACUGGGGGUGUGGGGGGAGACGAGAGAGAGAUCCCAAGGGGUUCCGGCCUCUCAGGGACUCAGGUCACUAAUGAAGGUGGCUGGGCUUGUCUACGUGCUGGGGCAACAGCCACUGGCCAGGCGAGGCGAGGGUCAGUCAGGGCUGGUGCCAGGAAGAGGGCCGGUUCUUUGGCUCCCUGGUCUCCUGCGGUCCAGCUCAAGCUGGCCAGCGGUUGACCUGGCUCUCCCUGGCCCCGGCCAGGCCUCGUGGACCCCUCAUAUGCAAAACGGGACAUGAGCAAGGGAGGAAGGCCAGCCGGGAGCCGGGUCCUGGGAGUUCCACGAAGGGACCUGUCCUGGUCUCCAUGUUCACGCUGCGCCUUCCUUCCGAGGCUCCCCGGGCCUCGCCCGACAAGGCGCUGCUGCAGACAUUAGGCCCGCCGAGGGAGCAGGGAGCGCACUGGGAGCCAACUCUGGGGCGGGCGCCUAGGGCCCGGCGCCCCCCCAGAGUCUCCGAGCCGCGCUGCCCGGGCCGGGCCGGGGGAGGGACAGCAGCAGGUGACGACGGCCUGGCCACUGGCUAUAAAUAGGGGCUCGCGUCAGCCGCGGGCGGGAGCGGCGGCGGCGGGCAGGGGCCCGGAGGCCGGGGCCUGGAGGACCGGCGAGGCAGGGGCGGGUGAGGGCCGGCGGUCGGCGAGGGCGGCGCCAUGGGGUCGCGGAGGGCUCCCAGCCGGGGCUGGGGCGCGGGUGGGCGGUCUGGGGCGGGGGGCGACGGUGAGGACGACGGCCCCGUGUGGAUCCCCAGCCCAGCCAGCCGGAGCUACCUGCUCAGCGUGCGGCCGGAGACCAGCUUAUCAAGCAACCGGUUGUCUCACCCCAGCUCUGGAAGGAGCACCUUCUGCUCCAUCAUUGCUCAGCUCACAGAGGAGACCCAGCCGCUAUUCGAGACCACACUCAAGUCCCGGGCUGUGUCUGAGGACAGCGACGUCAGGUUCACCUGCAUCGUCACAGGAUACCCUGAGCCAGAGGUGACCUGGUACAAGGAUGAUACGGAGCUGGACCGCUACUGUGGCUUGCCAAAAUAUGAGAUCACUCAUCAGGGCAACCGCCACACACUGCAGCUGUACAGGUGUCGAGAAGAAGAUGCCGCCAUCUACCAGGCCUCUGCCCAGAACAGCAAGGGCAUUGUGUCCUGCUCAGGGGUCCUGGAGGUGGGAACCAUGACCGAGUACAAGAUCCACCAGCGCUGGUUCGCCAAGUUGAAGCGCAAGGCUGCGGCAAAGCUGCGCGAGAUCGAGCAGAGCUGGAAGCACGAGAAGGCGGCGCCAGGGGAGGCCGACACGCUGCGCAAGCUCAGCCCCGACCGCUUCCAGCGAAAGCGGCGACUGAGUGGGGCUGAAGGGCUGGACCCCUCGGUCCCUACCAGGGAUCCUGAGGGUGGGACCCUGGCGGUUUGGCAGGAGGGAGAGACUGAGUCUGCUCAGCACUCAGGUUUGGGCCUGAUCAACAGUUUUGCUCCUGGAGAAGUGACCACCAACGGGGAGGCUGUCCCCGAGAAUGGGGAGGAUGGAGAGCAUGGCUUGCUGACAUACAUCUGUGACGCCAUGGAGCUGGGGCCGCAGAGAGUCCUCAAAGAGGAGAGUGGGGCCAAGAAGAAAAAGAAAGAUGAGGAAUCCAAGCAAGGCCUGCGGAAGCCAGAGUUAGAGAAGGCAGCUCGAAGCCGCCUUUCUUCAGAAAACUGCAUCCCCAACUCAGACGAGCCUGACUCCUGUGGGACUCAGGGGCCCGCGGGCGUGGAGCAGGUUCAGACCCAGCCCAGAGGCAGGGCUGCACGGGGGCCUGGGUCCUCUGGCACAGAUAGUACCAGGAAGCCAGCCUCUGCUGUGGGCACUCCAGACAAGGCCCAGAAGGCCCCGGGCCCAGGCCCAGGCCCAGGCCCAGGCCCAGGCCAGGAAGUGUAUUUCUCCUUGAAGGACAUGUACCUGGAGAACACCCGGGCAGUCAGGCUUCUGGGGGAACACGGCCCCCAGACCCUGAGUGUCCAGGCACCUGGAGAGAGUCUCAAGGGGAAGGCACCCACUGGGGCUAGAGAUGAGGGGGUGCCUGGUGCUCCUGGCCAGCCCACACACUCCUUCACCCCCCAGACGACUAGGCCUUUCAACAGAAAGAGAUUCGCCCCUCCAAAGCCCAAAGGAGAGGCCACCACCGACAGUAAGCCCAUUUCUUCUCUGAGUCAAGCUCCAGAAUGUGGGGCCCAGAGCUUAGGGAAGGCCCCACCUCAGGCCUCUGUCCAGGUGCCGACACCCCCUGCCCGGCGGAGACACGGCACCCGGGACAGCCCACUGCAGGGGCAAGCAGGCCACAGGACUCCAGGGGAGGUCCUGGAAUGCCAGACAACCAUGGCUCCUACUGUGUCGGCCAGCAGCAGCUCUGAUGUAGCUUCCAUUGGUUGUAGCACCUCUGGAAGUCAAGGUAUCUUUGAACCCAUGGAUAUGGAAACCCAGGAGGAUGGGAGAACAUCUGCUAACCAGAGAACUGGAAGCAAGAAGAAUGUGCAGGCAGAUGGGAAGAUACAGGUGGAUGGAAGGACCAGGGGAGACGGAACACAGAUAGCCCAGAGGACACGGGCAGAUAGGAAGACACAGGUGUAUACUGGGACACAAGAAAGUAAGAGGCCACAGUCAGACAGGAGUGCACAGAAGGGCAUGGUGACACAGGGAAGGGCAGAGACACAGCUAGAAACAACACAGGCAGGUGAGAAGGUACAGGAAGACAGGAAGGCCCAGGCAGAUGAGGGCACACAGGAAGACAGAAGGAUGCAGGAAGAGACGGGGAUGCAGUCAGCAGGGAGUGCGCCCACAGCCACGGAAGGUCAGUCAAAACAGGAGGCAGUGACCAGCCUUGGCCCACCAUCCAGAACCCCCGAACUCCCACGUACAGAGGGUCCUAGAGCUCCUCCGAGUACUGAAUGUUUUACACAGAUCCCAGAAGGGUCUUGUAUCCCAGAAAAACCUGGUUUCCUGCCCAGAUCUGAGGAGGCAGCAGUAACAGCCUCCAGGAACCAUGAGCAAACUGUGCUGGGUCCCCUGUCAGGGAACCUCAUGCUCCCAGCACAACUGCCCCAUGAAGGGAGUGUGGAGCAGGUGGGAGGAGAGAGAUGCCAAGGGCCACAGUCAUCAGGGCCAGUCGAGGCCAAGCAGGAGGACAGCCCGUUCCAGUGCCCCGAGGAGGAGCAGCCAGGGGGAGUGCCGUGUGUGGAUCAGGGUGGCUGUCCUCCAGCUGGCCUGAGCCAGGAGGUGCCCACAAUGCCUUCUCUUCCUGGAACUGGGUUGACUGCUAGCCCAAAGGAGGGGCCGAGCAGUACCCUGACUUCUCAGCACAGGAGCACAGCUGCCUUCCUGCCCUCUGAGGAUCAGGCCCUCAUGAGUUCUGCCCCAACACUACACCUGGGGCCGGGGACCCCCACUCAGAGUCACCCACCAGAAACCAUGGCCACCACCAAUGAGGGGGCCUGUGCCCAGGUAUCAGAUGUGGAGGGGCGGACCCCAGGUUCCCGGAGCUGUGACCCUGGCCUCAUAGAUUCCCUGAAGAACUACCUGCUUCUGCUGUUAAAGCUGUCCAGCACAGAGACGACUGGAGCAGGGGGAGAGUCCCAGGUCGGGGCAGCUACUGGAGGUCUGGCGCCCUCAGCCACCCUGACACCCACUGUGGAAGUGGCUGGGCUGAGUCCCCGGACAUCGAGGCGUAUCCUGGAGCGUGUGGAGAACAACCACCUGGUGCAGAGUGCACAGACCCUGCUACUGAGCCCCUGUACCUCCCGCCGCCUCACUGGCCUCCUGGACCGCGAGGUGCAGGCUGGCCGCCAGGCCCUUGCUGCUGCCCGAGGCUCCUGGGGUCCUGGUCCCAGCUCCCUCACUGUCCCUGCCAUUGUGGUAGACGAGGAGGGCCCUGGGCUGGCCUCAGAAGGAGCCAGUGAGGGUGACGGAGAGGUUUCCCUUGAGGGGCCUGGCCUCCUGGGGGCCUCUCAGGAGAGCAGCAUGGGUGAUCGGCUGGGGGAGGCCGGUGGGCAGGCAGUCCCUGGGCAGGGACCCUCAACAGAGAGCAUAGCCCAGGAACCCUCCCAAGAGGAGACGUUCCCCGGGGAGGCUCUGACAGGUCUCCCAGCAGCUACACCUGAGGAACUGGCUCUAGGGGCCCGGAGGAAGAGAUUUCUCCCUAAGGUCAGAGCAGCAGGAGAUGGGGAGGCAACCACACCUGAAGAAAGGGAGAGCCCCACGGUUUCCCCCCGGGGGCCCAGGAAAAGCCUGGUGCCUGGGUCCCCAGGGACUCCAGGGCGGGAGAGACGCUCCCCUACGCAGGGCAGAAAGGCGAGCAUGCUGGAGGUGCCUCGGGCAGAGGAGGAGCUGGCGACAGGAGACCUCAGCCCCAGCCCCAAGGCUGGCGGUCUGAACACAGAGCUGGCCCUGGAUGAAGGCAAGCAGGAGACACUGGCCAAGCCCAGGAAAGCCAAAGACCUGCUGAAAGCCCCACAGGUCAUCCGGAAGAUUCGGGUGGAGCAGUUUCCUGAUGCCUCUGGUAGCCUGAAACUCUGGUGCCAGUUUUUCAACAUUCUUAGUGACUCAGUCUUGACAUGGGCCAAGGAUCAGUGCCCAGUGGGCGAGGUGGGCAGGAGCGCAGGGGAUGAGGGGCCGGCGGCCUUGGCCAUCGUGCAGGCCUCCCCCGUAGACUGCGGCGUGUAUCGGUGCACCAUCCACAACGAGCACGGCUCGGCCUCCACCGACUUCUGCCUCAGCCCUGAGGUGUUGUCAGGAUUCAUCUCCAGAGAAGAAGGUGAAGUUGGAGAAGAGAUUGAGAUGACCCCUAUGGUAUUUGCUAAGGGUCUGGCUGACUCUGGCUGCUGGGGGGACAAGCUCUUUGGGCGACUGGUAAGCGAGGAGCUCCGAGGGGGUGGAUAUGGGUGUGUCCUUCGGAAGGCCUCCCAGGCCAAGGUCAUCUACGGACUGGAACCCAUCUUCGAGUCGGGCCGCACGUGCAUCAUCAAGGUGUCCAGCCUGCUUGUGUUUGGGCCCAGCAGUGAGACUUCUCUCGUGGGCAGAAACUACGACGUCACCAUCCAGGGGUGCAAGAUCCAGAACAUGAGUAGGGAGUACUGCAAAAUCUUCGCAGCAGAAGCCCGGGCCGCACCUGGCUUUGGGGAGGUGCCUGAGAUCAUCCCACUGUAUCUGAUCUACCGGCCUGCAAACAAUAUCCCAUAUGCUACCCUGGAGGAAGACCUGGGCAAGCCCUUGGAGUCUUACUGUUCCCGGGAAUGGGGCUGUGCUGGGGCUGUGACAGCAUCUAGCAGCUCUGAGGCCAUGCAGAAAUGCCAGACCUUCCAGCACUGGCUGUAUCAGUGGACAAAUGGCAGCUUCCUUGUCACAGAUUUGGCAGGGGUUGACUGGAAGAUGACUGAUGUGCAGAUUGCUACCAAACUUCGAGGAUACCAGGGCCUCAAGGAAAGCUGCUUCCCUGCCCUGCUGGACCGGUUCGCCUCCUCCCACCAGUGCAACGCCUACUGUGAGCUGCUGGGGCUAACACCCCUCAAGGGCCCUGAGGUGACCCACCCCCAAGCCAAAGCCAAAGGCUCUAAGAGUCCAUCUGCUGGCAGGAAAGGCUCCCAACUGAGUCCUCAGCCCCAGAAGAAAGGCCUCCCUAGUCCUCAGGGCACCCGGAAGAGUGCUGCAAGUUCCAAGGCUGCCCCUCAGGCCUCAGAGCCAGUUGCCGCUCAGUUGUUGGGACAGCCUCCCACCCAAGAGGAGGGCUCCAAGGCCCAGGGCAUGCGGUAGCCUCAAGAGGAGGCUGGGGGCCUCCACCCAGCAGCAGACCAACCAGGAAGCAGCUUGAACCGGAAGGAGACUUUCCAAAAAUGGAACUAACUGGAGAAGGUACACGAAGGAGGCACCACUUGGGGACCUCUCUGAGCAGGCUCUCGUGAAUCAGCUCCUCAUCAGAUGGCUUUGGUGCAUGGCACAUAGCCCACUGGCCUCUUCUGAUGCCACUGUCACCCAAGGUUCCCAGGCCUCAAGCAGGCCCCACCUCCGAGUGCCUGGCAGCCUAGGCCCUCCUUGAAGUUUACACUUUGCCACUGCUGGAGGCUCCCCUGAGUCCUCUGCAUGAGUUCUGCACCCCAAGCCCUUGCCCCAGCCCAGUCAGGCAGCAGAUGUUAUAAUCUGAGUGAGGACAUGCAGGCCAGCAUUUACUCCCCUGCCUUUGCCUGGCCCUGAUCUCGCCUGUCCUCAGGGCUCCAGACUUCCUCUGCUAGUCUGGCCUGGUGACUCUCAGGGUAUCUUCUCCUUCCAGCUACUUUGGCUCACUGAUCUCAGCUUACCCUGCAACUAACCUGUCCUUGAGCCCAGAUGGGGCUCAGGGCCCUUCCAGAGCCUGUCAUGUCCUUGUGCAGUGGCCUUUGAUGAUGUGUGUUCAUGCUCUUCCCCCUUCACUCACUCACCUGCUUCCCAUGCUCCCUUGCACCCCCUGGCCACAUCCCUGUCUUGGGGCCCAGCUGCAGCCUGCUGCCUGCCCUUCAUGACUCUGCGCAUGGCCCUUUGCUCCCACUCCCUGCCUACCAAUAUCCAGGUGACGAACAGAACCUCUGGCAUCUCACCCCACUUCAGUACUCUCUUCCCCAACUUCUCUUGGGCUCUUUGCUCAUGAGGUGAGAGCUGGCAUGAGGGCUGUGUCAGCAGCUGUAGCCAGAGAGAGGUGUUGACUCUGAGAGACCUUGCACUCCACACUGAAAGGAAGUGGGGUCACAGUGAAUUUCACAUCCCCUCUCAACCAGGAGUGGAGGGCUAGGUCCCUUCCCCAUGGGGAGUACACUUGGGUGUUGUAGGAGGGAUGCAGUCUAUCCAUGCACUUGGGUGGAGGAGAGUCUCUGUGCCUGGGAAUUAGGACUCCUGCGCCAACCAUAGCUCUUGAUUCUGGGGUCCCAGCUCUGGACCUCAUGUAUGGGCUCCCAAGGACCCAGCAGCCUGGGUCCUUCCAGAGCAUCCCUCCCAGAGGCCUGGGAUGGGGUAGGUCUGCAGCUAGCCUGCUCCCCUUGGAAUGCAAUAAAGGCAGCAUUGUGUGCCCUGCUUGCCCUCAUCUGGUGUGGUUGGAGGUCCACGGAGUCAGGGUCCCCCUCUCCCAGGCAGGCUCUCUGAGGGCAUUCUGUAGUCCCAGGCCCACUGGAAAAAUGAAUCUAUAUUUUGGUUCCUGGACCGAAGUUCAGUCGCAGUCUUCCGUGACCACAGAAAGACAGCCUGUGCUUCUUGCACAAUUGAGCUGCUGCUGUGUGCCCCUUAGCAGGGUGUCUGGGGACUUAUGCCUUUGGAAUUGCUCUUCAUUCAGAAGAGGAACACAAAGGAAGCCAUCCAGGAAGAAAGCGCAGAGCUGGCGGCUCUGAAAACGCCCUGUGUCUCUGGCUACAGCAAGACCAGCCCAGGAGCCCACCAGCACCUGCCUCUCAGCUACUUGCUGACCAUUUCCUGCUUCUCAAGCUGCAGAGAAGCUUUUCAUUCCCACCCCCACCUGGAGCCUCCCCUUGCCUUACAUUUCCCCUCUAUGGUAACAUCUCUGACUUCUCUACCUCCUCUGUGCUCAGGUCACUCCACAUCUUCUGCCCGAGUGUGUCCCCACCUCUCCCAGCCUGUAUAUCCAGAUUACUUUGGUGAACUGAGAGCUGGGGUACUGUUCAUUCAUUUAUUCAUUCACCCACUCAUUCAGCAGACAUAUACUGAGCGCUACUUUAUGCCAGACCCUGAGCUAGCAGAUGUUUGGAGGCAAAGAUGUGUGAGGCCAUCUCAGGAGAGACUACCUGUUAGGAUUCUUGAGUUUUGACCAACAGAAAUGAACUUGGACCAACUUAAGCAAGGAAAAAGGGUUCAUGGGAAAGAUACUCGGAUAGCUCACAGAACCAAAAGAAUAGCUGAACAAUUGGCCUUGGGAAGGGUGGGAGCUGGGGCAGCUCCAAGGCUUGCCUCCCAGGAGCUGCUAUGGUUGGCAUAGCUUGCCAUCGGUUCUAGUGGGUUCUCUUCCACUCAAGAUUCAGAUUCCAAGUGAAGGAAUCUGGCCUGAAGCUCAGGGCUUCAUAGAGCGGGAGGGAGGCAGUUUUCCAAAGGAUGCGGACUCUUACCAGAAGAAUGGUGGAGUGCGGAAGGGUAGAAAGGGUUUGGUAGGCAAACCCUGAAGAUGCUCCUAACACACAUGCUGUUCUUCCCAUCUCAUGUAUGAUGACUCUCCCAUAUAUAAUCAAAACCACAUUUCCCUCUGCUUAGGGAAUUCAAGAUCAUAUCUAACCUCGAAUUCCAGGGGUAAUGACAUGGCUCCUAUUCGCCAAAGUCCAUUGUCAAUAGGGAUAAUCUCCCUCUUUCAGUGUUACCACAAUUCCAUUUUGAAAUUCUACAACCUGUAGAUUAACCAUAUUCAACCAAAAUUAUAUAAUCCAGCAAGAAAGGAAGAAUGGGUAAAGUCUACAGUCCAUUUCUAGAACUGGUCAUGAGAACUCAUGUUUAUGAUGAUGGACUUUUAAUCUGGUGGAGUGACCCAAACCUUCAGUUCUGAAGCUCCUUAGUGGUCCUACCUGUGUGACAGGCAUUUACUAUUGGACAUGGCAGUCCCAGGAUGAACUCCAGGAAUCCCCCCAUGUCCAUCUCUACUCCUGCCCCCUUUUACGUAACAGCAAUCAUAUUUUCCCUUGAAAGGGUUAAUCAUUCUAGAUACUCCCAUGACCUCUUUAUAAUGAGCCUGAAAUGGCCCGGUGGCUGCCUCAGCUUCCAAUUCAGUUGAAUUGCUACUACGUCUUUGAGGAUGUGCUCCUUGCUGGGGGACUAAACUCUCCACACCAGCCCGGUCCCAAACCUCAGGUGUAAGAAAAACAUUGAGAUCUAGCAAUAGCAGGGCCGUCUCUACACUGCGUCCUAUCCCUGAAGGAGAAACAGCGCCAGGUAUGGUUGCCGGCUCCAAGCGCAUGCUGCCUCCUGCAGUCCUGACCCAGCCUCUCGGGGUGUUGUUUCUAGUGCCAUAGUUGAAUUUUCAACAAACCAUUUCAUCACACUCUCAAGCCAGCUGCUGCUCGUUUGUGGGUUCCUGAGAGGAUGAGUGAAUGCCUACCCAUCAACCCAUUACUCGUCUUUUAGCUGUAAAGGGAAUUCUGUGGUUGGGUGCAGUAUGUGAGGAGGUCACAUGAUGUUUAUGGCAUUUGAUAAUUCCGUGGAUAUUGAUGGCAGGAGAGGCGUGAUGGGUUAGAAAAGCAAAUUCAAAUCCAGAACGAGGGCCCAAAAGGGCCAAGACAAAUUACUGCCCCUCUCAGAGCCACAAAUGUAGAAAGGGGGAAGCACUGUGGAGAGUGAGUGAGCUACCCACACAUGACCUGCUGGUGCCUUCAGAGCCCUAGCCUGGAGCGACAGUGUCCCAUUGAUAACAGAGUACACUGGCUAUGCCAGACUUUACGGCUAGGUGGUCAGAUAACCAUUUCACGAGGGGCAGCAUGGCCAACGAGUGUGCCAGGGCCAAGUGUUUAGGUUCCCCCAGAGCCCAGUGGUGAGCCAGAGGGGCAUUUUGCACAAGGAUAAUGGUUACUUGUCGGCCAGAGCAUCGCUUGACUCCAAAUCCUGGGUUCUCCUAUCAUAUUUUCUUGUCAGGACUUACUGCAAGCUAUACAUGGCUCCCUGGUAUGCCGCCGAUGGACAGAUACCUCACGUACCAUUGACCUGCCAGGUCACAUGGCCUGAUGGCAGAGCUGGCUGCACGAAAGACUUUCCCAGCUGGAAUGCCUUCGCCUGCUCUAGGCCCACCCCAAAGCUGGCAGCAUUCUAGGUCAGUUGGUAAAUGGGUUAGAACAAGAUGCCCCAAAGUGACAUAUCUUGCUUGGAAUUAGGCCUUAGUGGUGAGGGAUUCAACCUACAGUCAUUUGUCCUACAUUAUGAAGGAAACAUUCUGGCCUCAAACAGAUCCCUCAACCCCUAGAACUUUAUAGAAGGGGCAGACCUUGGCAUUUUCACAUGAUUUACCUCCCACUCGGAUUCACAUAUGUUUGACCAAGGCACUAGGCAGCUGCCGAUUUCCCAUCCCUCCUGUAGUCCCAGAUGAAUGGAUACAGAUCCCUUUGGGGAAGGCUGCAAGGAAAGUUCACAACAUGCAUCUAAGCGUUAAGUUUUUCCUUCAAAAAGACAUUUGACUUCCUCUCCAUUUAAGGUCUGGAAAUCAAGUGGGAGAUAUUGACUUUGGCACUUGAGACAGACCUGUUGACCCAGAAAUCUUUAGUUAAGGUCAUUACUAGGCCAUAUCCUAGGGGCAUCUGGCCUUUUUCAUUCCUGGGACCCACAGCUCAAGGUCUGAUUUCCAUGUCCUGCCCAUUACGAUGAGCGCCCUAUUUUGUUCCUUCUGUCUAUCUCAGCUGCUGAGAUCAGGGAGCCUACAUUCCCAGCAGCUCUUCCAAGCAGCCUCCCAGGCCUAGAGAGGAAAAUCAGCGGAGCCUUGUGAAUUUAUUUGUCAUAAAUUCACAAGAAGGGAGCUCAUCUUCUGGGUCCUGCCAGAGGGCACUGAGGGGGUUGACGGGCUGGGUGCAUGCCAGGGACCCAAUCAAGCAUUUUUAUCUUCUGAAAUCUUUGAAUUCCUGCCUUUCUUGGAUGUUUGGUCUUUUGAUUUAAUUUAGCAUGGGCCAACAUUUGGUCCAGAUUAAAAUAGUAAGAACUGUAUCUGGCAAUUUGAGCUUUUACAUAGAAUGUAGAAUCUCUGGUGAGUGAAUAUAUCAAUAAAGACAACCUGAACCAAAA